Messenger RNA from Caenorhabditis remanei, 270 nucleotides. RefSeq lists its product as uncharacterized. The transcript has a single exon. Bases 1 to 270 code for a protein of 89 amino acids. The record is from RefSeq and is a predicted model, not a curated record. Lineage: Eukaryota; Metazoa; Nematoda; Chromadorea; Rhabditida; Rhabditidae.
AUGGUUCCAACUGUGCUGUUAAUUGUCCCAUUGAAUUUAACUUGGAUUGUAAUAUUGAAUAAUUAUUAUGACCAAGCAUCUACUAACUUUGUUCUUUUAUUCGAGACAUUACAUGGAUUCUGUGCAACGGUGGUCAUGAUCCUUAUCCAUUAUCCCUAUCGACAAGCUUUUCUGAAUAUGUUCUUCAAAUGCCUUAUGAAAUCUGAAGAAGAACGUCCGAGAAGUGUCAUCUCAGUAGGGCCAACUUUGAUUAUUGCUGAUAAAGUUUGA